Dracunculus medinensis (Guinea worm) is the source of this 1422-nucleotide messenger RNA. NCBI's taxonomy places the organism in Eukaryota, Metazoa, Nematoda, Chromadorea, Rhabditida, Dracunculidae. The record is from the annotation of a GenBank genome assembly.
AUGUGUGGAAUUUUUGGUGCUGUAUUAGCUGAAGGAAUUAAACCAGGAAAUUUGGCACUUAUGGCGGUUGAAGGAUUGGGUACUGAAGGUUCAGGAUUAAUUGGCUCAGACGGAAAUUCUAAAGGACAUUUCAAAGUCAUCAAAAAUUGUGGACUCAUUAUCGAAGUGUUUAAGGAAAAAGAAGUUCAGAAAUUAAAUGAUUGCGUUGUACUGCUUGGACAUAAUCGCUAUUCAACGGCUGGCAUGAAAGAUGCAAUCAACUGUUUGCAGCCUUUUUUGGUGUAUACAAUGGUUGGACCCAUUGCAAUCGCUCAUAACGGUGAAUUAGUGGACGCUCAACAACAACGAAAAAUUGUUCUCAAAUCUGGUGUAGCUUUAUCAACAGAUACUGAUAGCGAAUUAAUUGCACAAUUAUUAUCAAUGAGUAUUGCUAAAAAUGCCGAAAAUUUAGUUAAUGGCUCAAAUUUUGCAGACAUUUCACAGGAAAUCGCAAAUAUGAUGAAAAAACUUUAUCUUUCUUAUUCACUUAUCGUUAUGACAUUUGACAGAUUGUAUGCACUUCGUGACCCGUAUGGUAAUCGACCAAUUUGUGUCGCAAAAAUUUUUGCAAAAGAAAAACCUGCGUAUUUCGUGGCAUCUGAAUCAUGCGCAUUUCCUUCUACAGCACAAUCGUUAUAUGAAUUAAAACCUGGAGAGAUUAUGGAGAUCAGUAGAAAAGGCAUUCGUUGCAUUCAGCAGAUAAAGCCAGCGGCACCAUCAUUUUGUAUAUUUGAAUAUGUUUACUUCGCACGCGCAGAUUCUAUUCUAGAAGGUCAGCAGGUGUAUUCUGUAAGAAAGGAAUGUGGACGAAUUCUUGCAGACGAAGUUAAUAUUAAAGGAGAUAUUGUUAGCAACGUACCAGAUUCAGCUGUCGCUGCAAGCCUUGGUUUCGCAGAAAAGAGUGGAAUAAAAUAUAUGGAAGUAUUGCAUCGAAAUAGUUAUAUAGGUCGUUCAUUUAUUCAACCGAGUACCGAAUUACGGAAAAAUUCAAUUCUAAGAAAAUUUGGAGUGAUUAGAAAAAAUGUUGCCGGGAAAAAAAUUAUUCUUAUUGAUGAUUCGAUUGUUAGAGGUAAUACGAUGGGAAUUAUUGUUCAUCUUUUGAAGGAAUAUGGCGCCAAAGAGGUUCAUGUUUGUAUCGCAUCACCACCCAUUAAAUUUCCAUGUUACAUGGGAAUUAAUAUUUCAUCGAAAGAAGAGCUAAUUGCAUCAACUAAGACAAAUGAGGAAAUUGCAAAAAAACUUAAUGCUGAUUCUGUAUGGUAUUUGAGUGUGGAAGGCCUUAAGAAAGCAAUAACAAAAGGUAUUCAUCGAAAAUUUGACCGCAAAAUUGGAUAUUGUACUGCAUGUCUUACUGGACAAUACCCUGUUGAUUUGAACUGGUAA